CCGCUGAUACUAGUUGACUUGAAACCAAAGCAAAAAAACCGUUGUCUUCUUCCUGAUCGAUAACAUAAUAACAACCCCAAAUUUUAUAAUUACCUUGGGAGGAGGAAGCUAUGGUAGUGGCUGUAAGGUGGUCGAAAAGGAAGAAAAUGCCUCCCGAAGAAUCACAGUCUCGUGCACUUCCGGUUAGUCCUUCGGUUCAGUUUUCUAGUACUGUGGCAUCAGGUACCGGCCCGAAAUUGGAUGGAGCGGCUAGAAGGAUGAAAUCUCCGGGAAAGAAAUUACUCCCGGUGCUUGUUUUCAUCUUGUCGUGCCUUUCCAUUCUCAGAUUAGUUAAAAUCGCAAUUACUACUACUACUACUUCACAUUCUUCACCUCGAGCUGCUGCGGCAUCACUGUUUUUCUCGAAGACGGGUUACAAGAUAAGCCUAAACAAAGCGGAUUCUAAUGGGACUCGGGUUUAUAAAGUUAAGUACCAGGUACCAGCUAAGAAGGCAUACAAGCUGCUCAAGCAUGCCAGGGAAAACCCUGUUUGUGCACCGAGUACAAGUCUGCUCCAGCAAUCAAGUUGCAAAUUGGCAUUGAGAAAUUUACCACAAGAAGUAUAUCAGCUUAAAUGGGAUGUUGUGGUGGUGGAUGGACCUAUUGGGGACGCACCGGAAGCACCAGGCAGGAUGUCAACCAUCUACACUGCUAGCAUAUUAGCAAGAUCUGGGAAGACGACCGAUGUUGUAGUACACGACGUUCAUCGGACGAUUGAAAAAUGGUUUUCUUGGGAAUUCCUCUGCGAAGAGAACUUGGUUUCAGCUAAAGGAAGAUUCUGGAACUUUCGGAUCUCCAAUCAAUCGAAUGAUACAAGGUUUUGCUCUUCUGAGACGGUUCGGAUAGAGUAAUAGCCUUCUUUUUCUGCAGCAACAGAAAUCAGUAGCAUCAUGAAAUAUAUCUAACCAAAAUCAGAGUGCCACAUGGAAUGUCAUCUAUGAAUAACAUAAUUAUCCCUCCGCAUAGCUAACAGUGGAAUUCAGACGAAUUGGAUGUUGUCCAUCCGUGUAAAGGAAGAACAAUAGACACACUCCGUCAGUCAGAAUUGAAGAGUGUCUGCCCUGCUGCAUUUUCUUUUUCAUGUGUGUAAAUUUAGAUAAAAAGGAAAGAAUAUUGUAUUAUUGUCGAAAGCCGUAAAAA
Messenger RNA from Gossypium raimondii (Peruvian cotton), 1179 nucleotides. RefSeq names its product probable methyltransferase At1g27930. The record is from RefSeq and is a predicted model, not a curated record. Gene Ontology annotation, biological process: xylan biosynthetic process. NCBI's taxonomy places the organism in Eukaryota, Viridiplantae, Streptophyta, Magnoliopsida, Malvales, Malvaceae.